AUGUACCUGGAUCGAUCAAUCCGGCGGAUCUACCAUCCAAAGGUUGUUCCGUUCGACAGCUCUCGGAGACAGAGUGGUGGCAUGGUCCUCUUUGGCUCUAUUACCUAUCUGAUAAAUGGCCUAGAUCUGAAUUCUCCGGAUGAUCGAAAAUAUGGAAUCCUUGAUUCCGAGGAAAUUUCUGUAGCUGAAUAUGCAGUUAUCAGAAUAAUACAGAAGGAAAGCUUCGUUAAUGAAGAAGAUGAAAAGUUGAAAACUCUGAGAUCUUUCAAAGAUGGAAACGACAUCAUCCGGUUGAAAACAAAGAUUUUAUAUCUACCAGAUAGCGAGGACUUUAAGACGCCUGCAAUUUUACCAUCAAAAAAUGAGCUUGUAAAACGUAUAGUGAUAUAUUAUCACGUAAAAAACGCUCAUGCCGGUACUCAAAUGUUGCUUAACAUUUUGAGAGAGCGAUUUUGGAUUCUACAUGGUAGAAAGACAGUGAGAUCCAUCUUAUCAAAAUGUGUUGUCUGUAAGAGACAUUCUGCAAAGAAGCUUGAUAUUCUUACUGCAACUCUUCCGGAGGACCGAAUCCGAGAAGCUGCUGUGUUUGAGAUCUGUGGCAUUUACCUGGCUGUGCCACUAUUUCUCAGAGAUACUAAGAAGUCUUGGGCAUGUCUCUUCACCUGUGCUGUCUAUAGGGCUGUACACAUCGAAUUAGUGACUUCUUUAUCCACGCAAUCAUUUUUACUGGCUUUGCGCAGAUUCAUAGCCCGUAGGGGACGAUGCAGCAUUAUCUAUUGUGACAAUGGCUCUAAUUUUGUGGGUGCUUCUAAUCUGCUGAGUAAGCUGGAUUGGAGCAUUAUUGUAAGUGACACUGCUCUUCAUCCUAUUAAGUGA
This is a messenger RNA of Argiope bruennichi, 876 nucleotides long. RefSeq lists its product as uncharacterized. The record is from RefSeq and is a predicted model, not a curated record. NCBI's taxonomy places the organism in Eukaryota, Metazoa, Arthropoda, Arachnida, Araneae, Araneidae. The coding region runs from base 1 to 876 and encodes 291 amino acids. The transcript is spliced from 2 exons. Gene Ontology annotation, molecular function: nucleic acid binding.